AUGUUGGGCGUUGCAGACCUACUGUUGGGCGUUGCAGACCUAAUGUUGGGCGUUGCAGACCUACUGUUGGGCGCUGCAGACCUACUGUUGGGCGUUGCAGACCUAAUGUUGGGCGUUGCAGACCUACUGUUGGGCGUUGCAGACCUAAUGUUGGGCGUUGCAGACCUAAUGUUGGGCGUUGCAGACCUACUGUUGGGCGUUGCAGACCUACUACGAUACCCCACCCCCUCUGACGCAGACCCCACCCCCACUGCCGCAGACCCCACCCCCUCUGCAACAGACCCCACCCCCUCUGCAACAGACCCCGUCCCAGCCACUGAGUCCUGA
Knipowitschia caucasica is the source of this 327-nucleotide messenger RNA. The record is from the annotation of a GenBank genome assembly. Lineage: Eukaryota; Metazoa; Chordata; Actinopteri; Gobiiformes; Gobiidae.